AUGGCUGGCCCAACCACAAACAAACCCGCCGUAGUUAUACUGACCCCUAGGGAUAAAAAACCACUACAUGCGGGACGUGUUCGCGGGGACAUAUCCCAAUACACAGGGGUAACCAGUGACGUCAGGGACGUCAAGAUGCUACCAUCAGGUAUCAUAUUAGUUCUCUGCGCCACAGCGAUGUGCAUAACAAAGGCGAUGAAAAUCGCAUGUAUAGAUGGUACACCAUGUACAACACGGCUAUCUAAACGGCCAUAUACAAACUCCCCACCUAGACGCAAACAAAAAAUGACUCGCACAACAACAAAGGGGGUCAUCUAUCGGAUCCCCCUCAACACGUCAUUAACAUCAUUAAACAAAAUAAACAAUGUCAAGACAGCCAGUAGGAUGCACAACAAAGACAAACAACCUACUACAUCCAUCCUACUGGAAUUUCACUCAAACACUCUACCUAAAGAAAUCAAAUUUAACAAAAUCACAUAUCCAGUAACAAAAUUCAACGUACCACGCAAACAACAAAAACCUACUACAAAGCAUACAAAACCAAAAUAUUCCCAGUGCUCAACAACCCAAAUCACCUACAACAAAACUACAACAAAUCGACUGUACUCGGCAGUCGUACAAAACAACACUCCGCAAAAUAACACAAACAAACACACCAACACUACUACAACCAUUAACUCACAAAUAACACCUACACAACACGGAGUAUUAGUCACCACAGAGCUACUCGGCAAUAUUGUCCUGUUAGCACGUGAUCAAACACUCACAGACAGACAAGCACUACAAAAAGUCAGGGCCCUAAUAAACAAACAAAACGGGUUCCCGGCACCUCAAGUCACACCCAUAAAUAAACUGACACAAACAACACCCACACAAACCUCACCAACACAGCCAAAACCAACACAGUCCACACCAACAACAUCACCUACACUUUUCUCAACACAAACAACACCCCAAACCUUAAUAACAACCACACAAACCAAAAACACUCCUACACAACAAACAAUACACCUUCUGGAUAGUUCUGGAGAGUUAGACGACUCGUUUCUGUCCAAACCUCCCACACCUCGCUCUCCUACUGGAUUGGGUAGACGUAGGACACAAACAAACAAUAAAACAACACCAAAAAACAAACAAACAACACCGACACGCCCUAACACCAGAUCACGGGCAAAACACACCGCCAAUCAGCCGAGACCUGGAAAUAGCAAACGACAGCUUUACUAG
Messenger RNA from Ylistrum balloti, 1227 nucleotides. RefSeq names its product mucin-2-like. NCBI's taxonomy places the organism in Eukaryota, Metazoa, Mollusca, Bivalvia, Pectinida, Pectinidae. Bases 1 to 1227 code for a protein of 408 amino acids. The record is from RefSeq and is a predicted model, not a curated record. The transcript has a single exon.